AUGGCGCCGGGCCCGCGCUGCCUAACAGCUUCGCGUCGGGAGGGGCGGGAGGAGCUGCCGCCGCAGAGGGAGGGGCCGCUGGCCGAGCUCGAGUGCCGCUGCACCGCGCGCUCGCCGCCGUCCCGCCGGGGCACGAGCCACCGGAUCCAGACACCGCCGCCGGAGCAUGGGAGGGAGGUGGCACAGGGGACGAAGAACGGUCGAGGCCACCCCGCCGCGCCACUCCGCCUCGCCGCGGGGCGCCUCCGAGAGGGGCAGCAGCAGGGAUCCGAGGGAGCAGGGGACGGCCGCGCCACCCAUGCCCGCCCGGAGGAGGAGGCGCCUGCCGGGCCCCAGCUCCGCCCCGCGUGCAGGCAUCGUUUGUGCCGCCGCGCGCGCACGCCGCCUGCUCCGCCCGCCCGCGCUGUGUCCCUGCUCCCCGCAGCGUCGCGCCCCUGCUCCCUGGCGGCGAGGGAGGAUGGCCGCCGACGCCAUGCCCCUACUCCCCGCGGUGCCGCGCCCCUGCUCCCCUCCCACACCGAAUGCUCGCCAGCGCCACAGUCCCGCGCUCGCCAGCGCCGCGGCCCCGCGCUCGCCAGCGCCGUGGCCGCGCCCACGCCUCCGCCUUUGCCUCGCCAUGGCGGCCGCUCCGCCCACCGCAGUCUCGAGCGCGGGCCGCGCGCUCGCGGCUUGCCGGCCACCGCUCGGCCGGCCCUCCGCCGCCGGGAGGCAAGGGCCGUCGUGCUUGUUGGUGGUGGACCAGGGGCCUCCGCCGUCGGGAGGCAGGAGCUGAGGGCGGCGGCAGACUGUGCAAAUGUCAUCACGGGCUCCAAGAGGGUCUGA
Panicum virgatum (switchgrass) is the source of this 822-nucleotide messenger RNA. RefSeq names its product translation initiation factor IF-2-like. The transcript has 2 exons. The coding region runs from base 1 to 822 and encodes 273 amino acids. The record is from RefSeq and is a predicted model, not a curated record. NCBI's taxonomy places the organism in Eukaryota, Viridiplantae, Streptophyta, Magnoliopsida, Poales, Poaceae.